Messenger RNA from Apis mellifera (honey bee), 2017 nucleotides. RefSeq names its product FAS-associated factor 2 (gene Faf2). Bases 368 to 1672 code for a protein of 434 amino acids. The record is from RefSeq and is a predicted model, not a curated record. The transcript is spliced from 8 exons. Gene Ontology annotation, cellular component: endoplasmic reticulum. Lineage: Eukaryota; Metazoa; Arthropoda; Insecta; Hymenoptera; Apidae. Gene Ontology annotation, molecular function: ubiquitin binding.
ACUGUUGACUGUCGUUUCACCAAUGCAUGCAGCUGACGUCACUUAAAAUCGUGUCGCAUGAAAUAGAACCUUGAAACUGUAAAUUAUCGUAAAAAGUCAUGACACCGAAAACAUUGAGUAUAGAACAGAGCGACGAGACAAAACGUGUCGUGAUGAUAAUGAACAGAGGUCCAUAAACUGGAGAUCGUGUACACUUGAGGUUAAUCAUUCUUGGUAUCACGCUCCAAAUGCUUGCGCAGUUUGAUCGUAAUUUUGUUCGAGUGCCUGGUUUUUCUAUUAGCUGAUGAAUUCAGAAUCGUUUUGUGGAACCGCGUAACUAAAAGAUUGUUAAGAUUUUUCUAGUCUUUUGCUGACAAAAUAUAUUAAUAUGGCAGAUUUUGCGUUAAAUGGAUUUAGCAGUGAUCAGACUGAGAAAAUCCUCCAAUUUCAGGAUUUGACAGGCAUCGAGGAUCUGUCAAUUUGCAGAGAUGUCUUACAAAGGCAUAAUUGGAAUUUGGAGGUUGCAGUUCAGGAACAAUUAAAUUUGUAUGAAGGAAGACCAUCAAUGUAUGCACAGGACUCAAGAUCACGACCACCUCAGGUUGUUGAUGACAGCAGUUCUAGAAUAUAUUUUCAUUAUUCUGGAAGCUCUAAUGGCAGGGGUAGUUAUUUAUGGUAUAUCUUUUCAUUAUGUUAUGAAAGAGUGAUCAGCAUCUUACAACUACUUCUUUCAAUAUUUAGGAGAAAUGUUAGACCUGUAUCUUCUGAUCCUGUGGAAGAUGUGAUUAGCUUCAUUCGAAGUUAUGAGGAAUGUUAUGGUAAUAGUCAUCCUGUUUUUUAUCAAGGCUCUUAUAGUCAAGCUCUUUCUGAUGCAAAACAAGAAUUGAGGUUUUUAUUGGUGUAUUUACAUAAAGAUGAAGCUCAAAAUAUUGAUCAAUGGUGCAGAAAUACAUUGGGUAAUCUAGAAGUUGUUCGAUAUAUAAAUACACAUACUUUAUUUUGGGCAUGUAAUGUACAAUCAGGUGAAGGAUAUAAAGUGGCAGAAGCUCUUAAAUCUGGUUCUUAUCCUUUCUUAGCCAUUAUUGUUUUAAAAGAUAAUAGAAUGACAAUAGUUGGCAGAAUGGAAGGCACGCCAUCACCAUCUGAUUUAAUAUCUCGUUUGCAAACAAUUAUAGAUCACAACGAAAUUAAUUUAAUACAAGCUCGUCAAGAAAGAGCUGAACGUAGUGCCGCGCAAUCUUUACGUCAACAACAAGAUCAGGCUUACGAAGAAUCAUUACGCGCAGAUCAAGAAAAGGAUCGUAGAAGAGAAGAAGAACGAAAAGCGCGCGAAGAACAAGAGGCUAGAGAAAAAGAACAAUUAAAUGCACAAGAAAUGGAAAUUCAACGCAUUCGUCGUGAGAAAGAACUUACUGUUUGUAAAGUGCCUCUUGAACCAGAGCCUACUAAUCCUAAUGCAUGUCAUCUUCAAAUUAAACUUGGAGAAAGGACAAUGAAAAGACGUUUUCUAAUGUCUGAUACAGUAGAAGAUGUAUACUAUUGGAUAUUUAGUCAGCCAGAUUCUCCAGUGAGUUUUGAAAUAACUACAAGUUUUCCGAAAAGAAUUCUAUAUCCGUGUAGAGAAAUUUUAACAUUAUCGGACGUCGGAUUAACACACAGAGAAGUUCUCCAUGUCAAUGAUUUAGAUGAUUAACCUUUAUUGAUAUUUGAAUAUUGCAUUCUUUAUGUUUAAGUAUCAUUCCACAGAAAAAUGAUACUGUCGUAAGAGACAUUUAUUAAAAAAAAAUAAUAUAUAUAUAUAUACAUAUAUAUGUAUAUAUAUAUAUAUACACACACAUAAAAAUAUAUAUAUAUUUGAUACAUUCGAGUAUUUUAUGUGAAGCGUAGUACAGUGUCAGGAAUGCAGUUUUAUCACAGAUCUAUAAAAUAUGUUAAAAAAAAAAGAAAUCAAAGAAUGAUUAAUUGUAUUGCAUUUUCUGCAUAGAACUAUCGUAUCAACUAUGAUUACAUUUAUUAUAUACUGUGAAUAAUACGCUCA